This is a messenger RNA of Striga hermonthica, 318 nucleotides long. NCBI's taxonomy places the organism in Eukaryota, Viridiplantae, Streptophyta, Magnoliopsida, Lamiales, Orobanchaceae. The record is from the annotation of a GenBank genome assembly.
AUGAAAGCAUUGAGAUUAUUACAAACGCUGAGGAAGAGAGACAGAGAGGAAGGUAAAGAUGAUAUCCAAGGACAAGGAACUUCUCUUGAACCUCUGCUUGUGGAUGAGUCGUUGCAGCUCUUUGGAUGCCGCCAGCUGGUUAAUCUGUUGGAGUUUCAAAGACAGAAGAAAACAGACAAAUUCACUUUCAUGGCUGUGCAGAAAAACCUGUUAGUUACCGAAAAGGGCAUUAGCACAAGAAGUUGGGUUGCAGCUAUAGCAUUUUGUCUUGCAAUGGCAGGGAUGGGUUUUGCAAUUGGCUGCACAUAUCUUUCCUGA